Messenger RNA from Monomorium pharaonis (pharaoh ant), 7045 nucleotides. It is a transcript of the gene alka, whose product is annotated as glycine receptor subunit alphaZ1. Gene Ontology annotation, cellular component: neuron projection; membrane; synapse. The transcript has 9 exons. Lineage: Eukaryota; Metazoa; Arthropoda; Insecta; Hymenoptera; Formicidae. Gene Ontology annotation, molecular function: extracellular ligand-gated monoatomic ion channel activity; neurotransmitter receptor activity; transmembrane signaling receptor activity. Gene Ontology annotation, biological process: chemical synaptic transmission; nervous system process; signal transduction. The record is from RefSeq and is a predicted model, not a curated record. The coding region runs from base 5696 to 6901 and encodes 401 amino acids.
AAAACAAUAUUUCUUGUUAUUUCAUAUGAUUAAUAUUCAUAUAAUUAAUACAACGAUCGAUACUGUAAUUAUGUUGGUAUCUGACUUAAUUGAGAUUUCCUGAUUUAUUUCAAAAAUUUAUAUUCCGAUAGAAAGUAUUAAGAGCCAUUUGUCUUAUUCCCCGAUAAACUAUGUAAUAAAUUACCUAAUAGAUAAACGACUAUGCCUACACAUUCAUUAUGUGCAAAGGAACGCCCGGCCAUUGGAAAAGGAAACUUUUAACAAUGCCCCGAUGAUGAUCUCUCUUUAAUCUCAUUACUUUUAAAGCUUCGAAAUGAUCCCGCGUUCCGAUACGGUAACUAUGGCUGCGUACCGAUAUUCACUGCCAGUACGGAAGGUCUAUAGUUUACGUCACGUACACUGUAGAAUUUCAGUACUGGCAGUGAAUAUCGGUACGCAGCCUAUAUACAUGUGUUGCAAUGCGCGGCGGUGCCUUAAACGCGCACCGUCUAUCUCGGCAAACGCAAUUUCGCACGACAGAGAAAAUAAACUUCGCGAAACGUCACGCGGCAGAUUUUUAAUGUCGCAUACUUCCUGGGAAAAUGAUAGCUGACACACUUUGGCACCUCUUGCGGAAAUAUGCGAGACGUUACUCAACCACGAAUUUAAGAAAUAAUAUUUGGCGUCUCUUUAAAUAUUUGCCGCGCGGCCGUUGUAGAUCUUCCGAGAACUCGUCGCACGUUAAAUAUCAACAUAUCUUAGACUUGCAAGAUUCAAAUUCCCCUUGUCAUUCAAGCCACGUAACCUUCCCGCAGGUAAAAUAGUAGUGCAUCCAACCUGAAACCUAAAUCCGCGGCGAACUCGUCGCUCAGGAUCAAGCAUUUCGACACGCUGUGCAUUGAAUGGAGAAAGAAAUUCUAUUCCCCGCCACUGUGUCACUUAGUCAAAUCACCUGCUUGCACGUACAAAGUAAUUGCUGCUGUGAUCUGACAUAAUAUUGAUGCCAACCGUACAAUUAAAAUUAACCGAUAACACCAAAACGGAUAAAAUACAUAUAUUGUAAAUCUUAUUCAACGUUAGUUCUCGUAAGAGAGAAUAGAUCGCAAGUAGCUGUAAAAUACGUCGCGACUCGAAGAGAUAAGUGUUUCGAACAUGUCGUAAAGACGUACAGUAGGCACGGUGUUCUUUCAGACGUGAUUUAAGACUCUGUUCAGGAAGCUACAAAUAAUCGAUACGUUAUUGUCCCGCAAGAAUACAAAAUUAUACCAAUUUAAUUAUAUAUAACUUUUGGUUUGAAAUUAUUAAACGGCUUAAAGAGUAUAAAAUAACCAUCCAAAUUGAAAAGACUGACUAUAAAAGGAAAAUAGUCGGUGAUCAUUUCUCUUACGGCAGAAAAAAAAAUUUUUCUUUUUUUGGCGCAACGGCCGUUGAAAAUUUUAAACUCGUGCCUUCCCUGCGCGAUUGGUAUUGUCAUCCGCGAUGCAAAACGCUGACAAUUCUAAUAAGUGAAACUACUUUCGACGUGUUUGUUCUUGCGAUAACCAGUCUAUAGUUAACGCCUGCUUGAAAAGAAGGGAAAAGUUGUCCGACAGAGAGUGGCUGCAUUUCCUUUCUCCUGCAUCGAGUGGAGGCAGGAUCUAUUGUAAUUAUUGACAUUCCUAACUAAAACAGCACGGUAAUCAGAAAAACCCAAUUCAUCCUCGAGACAUCCGACGCGAUCAAUGUCCCGCGCUCUAGGGUCUGUAUUUUGUGAACGUUAACAAAUUGUUUCUUCCUCCUUUUCUCCCCUCCCCCCGCUUCCCUCGAGAGAGACGCGCAUGCACACUGUCCAAUUAAUUGCGAUAGUUCUCAUCGCGCAAAUCUUAUUAAUUUUUUGUCUCGACGCUAACGAGAUGUUUCCACAGUAUGUGCCGUUUUCGUUCUUUAAAUUCGAGAAAGUUUAUAAUUUCUAGGACAGCAAUAGACUCUGGCGUCGUACGAAAAGUGAAAUGUUACAUACAGGGAUAUACCGGUCAUAUCGCGUAGCGCGUACCGUUCGCGGUAGAGGAGAGAUAAUAUCGAUCUGAUGAUUGGUUUCACUGCAGCCUUUUUAUUAUAUAUUAUAGUAUACUUGUGGCCAUUAAGUUUCGCUUUCUACGUAAACCGCAGAUGUAACGCGCGGACCGCCUGCGUGAUACCGCCAGGAAUCUCGGGUCCUAAUCCAGAAAACGAAUGUAAUCGUCCGAGCCGCAACAUCGGUGCGUCGCGUAGAGACAAUCAGGAAAAGGAGCUAAACGACAUACGGCUGUUAUUUCUCAAAAACAAAGUGAAAGCGAUUGUUUUUCCACUGAAGUUCUGCAAUCACCGUUUCCCUAAAUGGCACUUCCGCUAAUCAAAACGAAGAAAAUUAAUGAAGAGAGCGUAAUUGUAAUGAUAACCAUGAUAUUUAAACGUAGAAGCCGACUUCUUUUAUUAUCGUUUAUUGUGUUCCUUACGUACGCACAAGUUGAAGAACAACGACGAAUUAUUUUUAAAAAAAGAUACCGUACUUUAAGUAAUAAAAAACUAAUCAUAUAUAAUAAAUUAUAUUACAGCUUUUAAAAAUAUUUUGUCACUCCUGUAAAUUUAAAUUUGUGCUGCUUUUAGCUCCGCUGUCAUAAUUAUAAUGUAUUUGUUGGUCCCCUCAUUAUACUCAUAAAAGUUUAAUAGCUAUAUACAUUAUCCGAACGUAUGCAUUAUUCGAAUACAUAUUUUUCUGAACGUGACGUCCGUCGCGCAACCGAUCGUCGACUCGAUUGAUCGGCUGAAGAGAAUUCCCCGAGGGAGGCAACCGGCUGUAAAACGUUCGAUCAUAGUGAUACACGUAAGACGCAAACCGGUUGGAGGCUGAUCGGCGCACUUUCUUCGAUACCGUCGACUAUGAUCACCUCGCUUUCGAGGUCAAUGUCUAGGCCUGGUGUAUACGUACAUACACCUAGAGAGAGAGAGAGAGAGAUGCGAUUCCUUUUGCAUAGGCGCAACUUUCCUUCAUCGGAUUGAUAUACGGCACGCGAAAUUUUCUUAUACGUUUGGAGCGACGUGAAGAGCGCGGGGGAGGGGGGGAAAUGAUUCCAUUUUGUUAAUAAUUUUAUUCGUUUGUCGUUCACUUGAAGUAUUGACGGUGUCCAAAUAAGUGGCUCCUCCCCCUUGUGUUCCUGACUUAUUUAUUGGCACAUUUCACGAUUUCUCGACUGUGUCUUCACCGAUUAUUUUAAUUAUACGGCCGCAAAGAUCGAUUGCGUUGAAUACAUACGUAUUGCGGUGCCGCUUGUUUGUUGCAAUCUCGGAAAUGCAAACAGUCCCUUUGAUUCCACCCAGCCAACGGCGCGUGGGACCCGUGCGGAUUGCAAAUAACGGGAUUGACAUUUCUCUUUUAUUCGCGUUUGACGGAUGACAUAGCUCGUAUGCCAUUAUGACUUGACGUCUAAUUAUCUUUUCUAAUUGUACUUUCGUAAUGUAACUGCCUAAAUUGUGUUUUCGUAACGUGUCUAAUUGUGCUUUCGUAAUGUAAUUUCGCAUCAAGGAAUUAUAUUCAUUUAAAGAAAUUGCAUACUAAUUACUCGCGCCUACUCCUAUUUUCACAUUUGAUUUUCAUAUCUCUGAUUGUCGAUUUUAAUUGCCGUUCGAGAGGCCCGAAAACAAAGUGGUUUGAAAGCGAAGGUGUCGGGUAACAGAAAAACGAAACGACAUCGGGUUAUAAUUAUAACAGGGACAUUGCGAUUUAAUUGCCCUUUUUAUUUCCGUUGUUCUCGCUGAAACGAAUUAAUCGCGCGUGUCACAGAUGUACAAACGGAGUUUCACCUAACAGAACGCGGAUCGGCGAACCACGGACGGAACUGCGUCGAUCUCGUAACGCCGAGUGUUAGAUGUUUCUUUCGGCCACGGUGAUUUCUCCGUAUCCACGCAGCGCGGCCGGUAUCCCCCCGCGGUGCGUCUGACAAAUGAAGAAGAAGCGAAAGUAAAAGACCCCCUCGGACACGGUGAGCGUCCCCGCACGCGAUUUUACGGUGUUAAUGGCGUAAUACGCGCGGAGCGAUUGCACCUUUCGAGGAAUUCCACGCGAGGAAAAGCGCCGCGUGCCUCUUGCCUGUUACUCAAAAAUAAACAAGGUACACCUUCCGCUAAGAGUCCAGUGGGAAAAACGCGGAUUUCGAUUAAACCGGAUUUAAAAGUCGAAUAAAAAAGAAAAACAAGCGGGGUCUUUAUACGAAUUGGAGGGAAACGACGCCUUGGGUCCUCGGAUGUGGGUGGACGCGAGCGUGGCGGUUUCGAUCCCAGCUGCUAACAUCGGGCCGCGGCUGAAUCGCGGCGAUUCGCGGUGCGAUGCUUUCUACUGUCACAUGUCACAUGACUAAGUGCGCGAUUGACCGCGUUCGAACGCGGUCUCGUCGUCGUCGUCGCCGUCGUCGUCGUUGUUGUCUCGUUAAAUGCCGCGGGAUGACGCGAUUGGCCGCGCUCGAAACCGGCCUCGCGCCUCUUCCCGCGAUUCGUCAAACAGCAUAUUAAACAAGAAAAUUGGUGUUUAUGCGAAUUACUGAACGCGCGGCCUCAAUCGAGCCGCCGGCCGCUCGCAAUUCUUUUGUUCGAAAUCGUCGAUCAUCGCGGUUCCUCCCUCCCGCGCGCGCGCGCGCGCGCUGCAACGCUCCGCAAUCCGCGCCGAACGAUUGUCAUUAGCCCCGCUCGUCGGCCGACCGGCUAAAACGUUGUACGACUCCUCGUCUCGCAUUAAUCAGAUUAGGAAUGGCAACGCGCAAUUAAUUUAGCAACCCUGCGGACCCGCGGAAAUUUCGCGAUCAUUAUUCUUUUCCCAGUGAGAAACGACCCAUCGAAUCGACGUCGAUUCGACGUCGAAGUCAUCGAUAUUUCAUCGAAUCGAAAUAGCACUCGAAAUGACAGUGGGUUUCGAUGAGUUUUUUAAUAUAAAGGUUUUUGAAGAUACACAUUAUUUACAAUAAGCAUUUGGUAUUAGGACGUUAAAUAAGUAAGUUUGACACUUUUUUUUCUAAGACAUCGAAAUUUUAUCGAUUCGUUAUCGUUUCGAUGCUAGUCAUCGAAACCGUGACCACAAUCGAAUCGAAAUCGAUGAGCACUUCGAUCGGUUCUCGAUGGACAAUUCGACGUCAAAUCGACGUCGGUCGAGAAUUUUUUCCUCCGCCUUCUCUGGAAUCGCGCGAAUCGGGCACGUAACGCGGCGGUAAUGAGUCGAUGACCGAGAUAUUAGAAGUAAGACACACACAAGUGACGAAAAGGGGAUAUAAGUCGGUCGAUAGAGCGUAAACUAUAGCUGCGUAACGAGUCAUUCGCGUAAAGCGGGUGACGGGUGACAAUUGCGGCAUAGUCUUUACGUGCAGUUACCGUUUGACAACCGCGAGGAGUUGCGCGUUGCGAUUUAAUUGACACAAAUCGAACGGACGAAUUUAGCCCAGCGGCCUCGAAGUCACACGGGGCGAGAGUAGCGUAAAAUGGAUUUCGUCGUCCGCGCGAAAACACUUUCUCCGCGGGGCCGCGCCGUAAAAUGGGUGGGCGACAGCAAUUAAAACUCGAGCGAGUAUCGCGAGUAUGGCGGUUUACAAGGAGAAGCCCAGUCCCGAAAGAGUAUUAUUAAACCGAUCAAUUCCACGCAACGCGAAAGCACCAUUUCCACGAAGGAGCGGUUAUAUGUACCACUUUGUUCAGCGAAGAUGCCAACAAUUGCACCAUGACGUCGAGGCUAAUUCUGCCAGAUUAUGUCAAAGAAAUUAGACCGUCGUCGGAUGCGCCUGUAGUGGUGAACUUCAACAUUUUAGUGGUCGACAUUAACUCUAUCAACGUUGAAGAUAUGGAUUUUCGUGUAGACAUGUUCGUCAGUCAAAGUUGGAUAGAAUCUCGGCUUAAUACACCUCAAGAUAUUUUCGAGGAGGACGACGAUUAUGUCAUACUUCCCUCCGAAUUUUUGGAUAAACUUUGGCAACCAGAUCCGUAUUUUUUAAAUUCGAAGGUUUCCGAGAUCGCGACUUUAAGCCAUAAAUUUUCAUUGGUUACACUAUAUCGAAAUAAAACUAUUAAAUAUUCUGCACGAAUUAAUGCUAUUGUCGCCUGUCAAAUGGAAUUUCGAUUGUACCCGAUGGAUAUUCAAAUCUGCCCAAUUUAUAUAGAGAGCUUUUCCUAUAACAGAAAAAAGUUGCGUUUAAAAUGGGGCACGGACGGUGUUACGGUAAAUCCUGAAUUAAAGCUUCUGCAAUACGACUUUGGAAAGCCCGUGGUACUCGAAGAAACUAUAGAUUAUAUGCACGAGAAAAAUGGAAAUUUUUCGCGACUGGUAGUCUUCUUUCGCUUCGAGAGGCAGAUCGGUCAUCAUUUGAUACAAACGUUUGCACCGUCGACUCUGGUGGUGAUGCUCUCCUGGUUCAGCUUCUGGCUGGAUCUGGACGCGAUUCCUGGUCGAGUGGCUCUUCUGGUGACGAGUAUGCUUACACUGGUGACGAUGUUCACUGGACUUAAGAGCGAUAUUCCGCCAGUGGCAUAUAUCAAAGCACUGGACGUCUGGAUGGCUGGCUGUAUGAUGUUUGUGUUCGCAGCUUUGGGCGAAUUCGUCGUAGUCAAGGUACUCGACUUGCGACACAUAAAAAAUGAUUCGCAUAGUUCCAUGGAAUUUCACUCGUUCUCGCAAUUAAUGACGAUGGUAAAGAAAGAAAGCAUUUGGAACGACGAAUUCGUUCAUGCAAACAUACCGAAGAAUAAGCCUACCAAUAAACAUCUACUACCAACUCUGUGGCAAGAUCCCGAAUGCCAGAUACAGCAAACACACAAAACACGUUCUCAAAAAAUAGAUUGCUAUAGCAGAAUUGUGUUUCCUAUUAUCUUUCUGCUUUUUGUCGUUCUAUAUUGGCCGAUAAUAUUGCUUAAAAGCGCUGAAACAAAAUAAUAUAAAUUCUUUUGAACCUUUUAACUAGUAUUUUAUACAUAUAAGUAAUCGACAUUUCUCACAUUUGAAAUUUGAGCAAGUUAAAGCUAUCAUCGAUUAGUAUUUUAAAAUAUAUCACAAGUUUGCGUGCAAUAGAGAAAUAUA